Messenger RNA from Debaryomyces hansenii CBS767, 1110 nucleotides. It is a transcript of the gene TRP4, whose product is annotated as anthranilate phosphoribosyltransferase. Gene Ontology annotation, biological process: L-tryptophan biosynthetic process. Gene Ontology annotation, cellular component: cytosol. The record is from RefSeq and is a predicted model, not a curated record. The transcript has a single exon. Gene Ontology annotation, molecular function: anthranilate phosphoribosyltransferase activity. NCBI's taxonomy places the organism in Eukaryota, Fungi, Ascomycota, Pichiomycetes, Serinales, Debaryomycetaceae. Bases 1 to 1110 code for a protein of 369 amino acids.
AUGACUACCAAUAGUAAGAACAUUUUGACGCCAUAUAUCAAGUCGUUAUUUUUAGAACCGCCAAAUCUAACUGCAAAUGAUUUGGCCAUGGUGCUAAAAUGUAUAUUUAAAGGUAUACCUUCAGAUAUUCAGACUGCAUCAUUUUUGACGGCAUUAAGAAUGAGAGGAUUGGACCAUGAACCCGAUUUUAUUGCAGCAGCCGUUAGAACUAUACUAGAGUUUUCGAACAUCAUACCAUCCGAUUUAGUGGAUUCGAGAGGAUACAUAGAUAUAGUGGGUACCGGAGGUGACGGUCAGAAUACGUUCAAUGUGUCCACAUCAUCGGCCAUCGUGGCUGCGGGUAUGGGGUUGCCUGUGUGUAAGCACGGGGGUAAGGCAUCGACUUCUACAUCGGGUUCUGGUGACUUGUUGAAUUGCUUGGGUGUUGAAUUGAUGAAGGUUACCAGCCAAACGGUUCCUGCCAUCGUGAAGAAAACGAACUUCUGCUUUUUGUUUGCCCCAGCAUUCCACCCUGGGAUGCAACAAGUAGCAGCAAUAAGAGGCCAAUUGGGUGUUCCAACCAUUUUUAAUAUUUUAGGUCCAUUGAUUAACCCAAUUCCGAUCAGAGCAAGAAUAUUAGGUGUUUACAGUGAAAAACUAGGUGAGUCAUAUGCACAAGCGGCAGCCAAAUUGGCAUCAGAAAGCGAUGUUCACAACAAAACUAUGGUUGUAUUUGGUGACAUUGGUCUUGAUGAAAUCUCGCCUAUUGGUAUAACAAAGUGUUGGUUGAUCGACGAACAUGGCAAGAUCACCAGGAAGACCAUUUCUCCAAAGGAUUUCAACUUACCAGAAAACGAAAUCAGCAAGGUUAAAUCUGGAACCUCCAAAGAAAAUGCUGAGAUAUUGUUGCAUAUUUUACGUCAAGACCACCCUGACUUCAAAAUCAAUUCGAAUGACAUACCAAACCACCCGAUUGUUGACUACAUCUUAUUAAACAGUGCAGCAUUAGCAGUAGUAGCUGGUCUUACUGAAUCGUGGGUUGAAGGUGUUGAGAUUGCAAAGAAAUCCAUUCUCAGUGGUGCUGCCAUGAGUUGUUUAGACAACUUCAAAGAAGCUAUAAAGGAUAUGUAA